CCAUUUCUGUCAUGGCGGCUCCGCUGGGCGGGAUGUUCUCGGGGCAGCCGCCGGGACCUCCGCAGCCCCCGCCGGGACUUCCGGGCCAGGCUUCCCUUCUUCACGCCACGCCAGGCGUCCCGAGAACUUCAAAUAGUACCUUGGUGGACGAAUUAGAGUCCUCUUUCGAGGCUUGCUUUGCCUCUCUGGUGAGUCAGGACUAUGUCAAUGGCACGGAUCAGGAAGAAAUUCGAACUGGUGUUGACCAGUGUAUCCAGAAAUUUCUGGAUAUUGCACGACAGACAGAAUGUUUUUUCCUACAAAAAAGAUUGCAGUUAUCUGUCCAAAAACCAGAGCAAGUUAUCAAAGAGGACGUGUCAGAGCUAAGGAAUGAAUUACAGCGGAAGGACGCGCUGGUUCAGAAGCACCUGACGAAGCUGAGGCACUGGCAGCAGGUGCUGGAGGACCUCAGCGUGCAGCACAAAAAGCCCACGGAAAUCCCACAGGGCUCCCUGGCCUACCUGGAGCAGGCGUCUGCUAACAUCCCUGCGCCCAUGAAGCAGACCUGAGUCCUGAGGGGCCCCGGCCUGUAGAGUCGGCCAAGGAGCCAGCCCUGCCGCUGCUCCCGCCUCUGGUGGACGUGGCCUGUGGGAGAGCGCAGCCUAGCCAGAGGGUGUUAGAUUUACGCUCCCCUGAAAUUUUCCCCCUAUUUUUAUAAGCUGUUAUCUUUAGAGAACUUUAUAAGAUUCCUGUAGUAGCUUCGGUAAAACCAUGUACUUUUUUUAUCUUUGGCAAAGUUGAGACUCCAUGCGUUGUGCUUAGGAAUUCCUUUUUUAUGCAUUUUGAUUUGUUUGCUUUUAAGUUUUUUUAAUUUUUGUAUGACUUUUAAUUUCUGUUUGUGUUUCCAGUUGUUAUAUUCGGUUGUAUGAUCUGAGAAAACAAUUUGUUUGAUCUGAUCAGAGAAUCGGAGGAUGGUGGCUGAAGGCCUUUCAUGGCGUCCCUCGGUAUAGGGGAAAGACAUAAAUUUGCUGUUUCAGAACUUUGAACUACCUCAAGAGGAGGAAUCUAAUGCAGCAGUGUUUGUAGUGCUUCCAGAGCUCUCCGAAUGAGGACCUCUUGUAAAUAUGUCAGAAGAGGAUUAGAAUAGUGUAGAAUAGUGCAGCAGUAUCCUUAAAGAGUUGGUGCUUAUUUGUGUUUAGGGGAAGUUUAUUUACUUUGGGACAAGUUUUAUUUAUUUUGUUGCGGGGGGAGGCAAGUGUAGUGGGAGUGGCUGGAUUUUGGCACGUUCUUCAGUAAUGAAUCCUUUUACGUAACAGGCAGACAGUGCUCUCACAGCAUGACGUGGGGUGCAGAGUAAGGGGUCAGAUCUUGCUGAGUUUGCUUCUGUCAUUUUCAUUUUGCUUUUUUGGGAUCAGAACUUUCCACGGGGAAGGUUCUUAUUGUUGGCUGGUGUUGAUCCAGGGGGUGGGCUUUAGGGUGACCCUCAGUGACUUACCUCUACACAGUGCUUGUUGGGGGGGCAUUUUACUCGCCUGUUGGCUCUGCAGGCCAAUGGGUUCUUCCUGAGCUUCUGUCAGGAAACACAGGCCGUUCUUGUGUCUGGCUCACCCCAGUUGGGGUUUCCCUUUUCCUGUUGCUUAGUCUCUUAGAUUAUACCCCGUACCCACUGCCAUCACCCCCGUGUCUUCUGACAGGCAGCACUGCUGUGUCGCGCUUUGUCUUCAGCCCCGAAGGCCCCUCACACACACACUGAUGUCCUCUCAUGUUCCUGAAUGGCAGGGGUGCUGCCUGCUCCCUGAGCCUCCAGUGCCCUCUCUGCCAAGCCCCAAAACACGGGACUGAGACUUCCUGUCCCUUCUACAACCCUGCUUGGUUCUCCCUGCCUGUGUGCCCCUCGUGAGAAUUAGGCAAUAUUCCCCACUGCAGAUAUGGGGGCCGCACCCUUUUCUGUGGGACACUUAGCACUCGUUUCUAUUUGUGUAUGUACAUAGCGUGAGGGCAGCAAAUCGCCAUAGUCAGCAUGUACAGGUUAAGCAAACUUAAAAAUUGUUUUUAUUCAAAUUAUAUGACUUCAGGGUUGUUAACCUGGUUAUCAUAAUGUGAUAAUUAGAAACUUUGAUAGGAAGCUUCAGAUUUCUUGAUUAAAAGCCAAAACUGAUUAAGUUUCAGGCAGUCUUUAAUAAAGGGCUUCUUGGUGAAAAGACAGAACUACUCUAUUUGGUGCUUCGUGAAAGUAUUUUGAAUCAAUGCCUUUGUCAUUUAUUGCUAUAUCUUUAUUAAAAUCACAAGUUUUCUGUCAAAUAAAUAGCAGUUUUUCAACCUUGUCUGUUAGAAUCUUUUU
This is a messenger RNA of Talpa occidentalis (Iberian mole), 2320 nucleotides long. It is a transcript of the gene MED28, whose product is annotated as mediator complex subunit 28. Lineage: Eukaryota; Metazoa; Chordata; Mammalia; Eulipotyphla; Talpidae. The transcript has 4 exons. The coding region runs from base 12 to 548 and encodes 178 amino acids. The record is from RefSeq and is a predicted model, not a curated record. Gene Ontology annotation, cellular component: mediator complex.